AUGGUUUCGAGAGGCUUCUGGAACAUCUGUAAACAGGCGAAGUGGUAUCAGAUCCACCAAACACGCGGACGAAUCGAUUCUCCUGGUGAUGCAUCAAUCUUUGCGAAUGCUACAAAGUGGCAAAAUGACACGACACCAGAGACUGAAGGGGUAGUGAUCCCGUAUCCUCUUCCCCUCCAGCAGCAUCUCAAUUUUGUUUAUACACUCGAUCUCGACUCGGCACACUUGACUGUUGCAUUCUGGCACCGUGAUGAGGAGGACGAUAACCCAAUAUUAACCUUGACCAUGAGACGAGUCAACCUUGAUGCCAUCAAAGGGCAUCAGAUCUGA
Molecule: messenger RNA, 330 nt
Organism: Cadophora gregata
Lineage: Eukaryota; Fungi; Ascomycota; Leotiomycetes; Helotiales; Ploettnerulaceae
Exons: 2
Coding region: 1-330 (109 amino acids)
Source: RefSeq, a predicted model, not a curated record